Molecule: messenger RNA, 1299 nt
Organism: Sphenostylis stenocarpa
Lineage: Eukaryota; Viridiplantae; Streptophyta; Magnoliopsida; Fabales; Fabaceae
Source: the annotation of a GenBank genome assembly
AUGGAACUGAAACUACUUCUAACGAUUUUAUUGAUUCAGUCUGCAACUGCCGCUGCUGAUUACAUUCGACCUCUGCCUCGAAAAGCCUUGCAUCUUCCAUGGCAUUCUAAACCCUCCUCUUACCCUCAACAGGUACACAUUUCUUUAGCAGGAGACCAGCACAUGAGAGUUACUUGGAUUACUGAUGAUAAUUCUGCACCUUCAAUUGUAGAAUAUGGAACAUCUGCAGGGCGAUAUGACUCUGUAGCUGAAGGAGAGACCACUUCUUACAGUUAUAUGUUCUAUAGCUCUGGAAAGAUACACCAUAUCGUUAUUGGGCCUUUAGAGCAUAAUUCUGUGUACUAUUAUCGAUGUGGUGGACUAGGUCCUGAGUUCCAGCUCAGAACUCCUCCAGCUCAACUUCCAAUUAUUUUUGCUGUGGCUGGGGAUUUGGGUCAAACUGGAUGGACUAAAUCAACACUGGAUCACAUUGACCAAUGUAAAUAUGAUGUUCACCUACUUCCGGGAGACCUUGCAUAUGCUGAUUAUAUCCAGCAUCGCUGGGACACGUUUGGUAGGUUAGUGCAGCCACUUGCUAGUGCAAGACCAUGGAUGGUAACACAAGGGAACCAUGAAGUAGAGAGCAUACCUUUGUUAAAGGAUGGGUUUGUGUCCUAUAAUUCCAGAUGGAAAAUGCCAUUUGAGGAAAGUGGAUCAAAUUCAAAUCUCUUUUAUUCAUUUGAAGUUGCAGGUGUUCACAUUAUCAUGCUUGGCUCCUAUGCAGAUUAUGAUGAGUACUCUGAACAAUAUAGAUGGCUUAAGGAAGAUCUUUCAAAGGUGGACAGGAAAAGCACACCUUGGUUGCUUGUGUUAUUUCAUGUGCCAUGGUAUAAUAGUAACACGGCUCAUCAAGGUGAAGGGGCUGAUAUGAUGGCAGCAAUGGAGCCAUUGCUUAAUGCUGCUAGCGUCGAUUUAGUUAUCGCUGGUCAUGUGCAUGCUUAUGAACGUUCGAAACGUGUAUACAAUGGAAGACUUGACCCUUGUGGUUCAGUCCAUAUAACCAUUGGUGAUGGAGGAAACAAAGAAGGCUUAGCUCCAAAAUAUAUAAAUCCGAAGCCAGUAUGGUCAGAGUUCCGUGAAGCCAGUUUUGGUCAUGGCGAGCUAAAGAUUGUAAACUCUACGCAUGCUUUCUGGAGUUGGCACAGAAAUGACGAUGAUGAGCCAGUAAAAUCCGAUGAUGUCUGGAUAACCUCUUUAACCAGCUCAGGAUGUGUUGAUCAAAAGAGAAACGAACUCGGGAAUAAACUCAUAACACCUUAA